This is a messenger RNA of Symbiodinium sp. CCMP2592, 597 nucleotides long. The record is from the annotation of a GenBank genome assembly. Lineage: Eukaryota; Dinophyceae; Suessiales; Symbiodiniaceae.
AUGGAGCUGCGAGCGUGGGCACGACGGCUGUUCUUGUCCUCCGACGCUGGGCUCUUUGUUCAAAGACGUCCAGAAGAAGGAGCUUGUGAUGUGAUGCUGGACGGCGUAACUCACCGCGUCCCGUACGCGGCCUUGCAACGUGUGCAGGGCCUCCCUGCAUUGGCUGCAGCGGGACUGAGGAAACCGACAUUGCAGUGGCAGCUGCUCCGGUGGAAGCUACCGGCCCGCAUCGUGGAUCAAGUGGGUGCAUUUACGGAGUGUGGAGAAGCAGCGCAUCAGCGUCUCACUGCAGCGAUGACACAAGGCUACAUGGCUCGGAAAUGCAGUGGCGGGGAAAUGUCAGCGAGCGAUAUGAUCAAGGAGUUCCAUCGACGAUGGCACACCUACGACAGCGACCGCCCUGUUAGUUGCUGUCUUCCUCAGGUCGGCACCGGGCGCAACUACAUUUACGGGGCCCGGACAGAGGCGCGGGGAGCGCCGCGUGUCCCGUCACUUUUUCCGGUCUUCGAUACCGAGGACCCUUAUCUGGUCAUCCUGGAUAUGGACGCAUCCUGUAAUCUCUCCCUUUCCAAGGACACGGAGCCGAGCCGCCAUUGA